Messenger RNA from Piliocolobus tephrosceles (Ugandan red Colobus), 5268 nucleotides. RefSeq names its product ring finger and CCCH-type domains 1 (gene RC3H1). Bases 440 to 3844 code for a protein of 1134 amino acids. The record is from RefSeq and is a predicted model, not a curated record. Gene Ontology annotation, molecular function: mRNA binding; RNA stem-loop binding; ubiquitin protein ligase activity. Gene Ontology annotation, biological process: nuclear-transcribed mRNA catabolic process, deadenylation-dependent decay; protein polyubiquitination; ubiquitin-dependent protein catabolic process. Gene Ontology annotation, cellular component: cytoplasmic stress granule. Lineage: Eukaryota; Metazoa; Chordata; Mammalia; Primates; Cercopithecidae. The transcript has 20 exons.
GCCUGAGGAAGAGGAAGGGGACGAGGACAACGAGCGACUGGGCGGCGGAGGACGAGGAGGAGGAAGAGGAGGCAGACCAACAAGAUGGCCCCUGCUGCAGGAGCAGCCUCAGCAGCAGCAGGUGGGAGGCCGGAGGCGGUGCUGGCGGUGGCGGCGGCAGCCGUGGCCCGGCGGCCUGGGACAGAAUCUGAGUCAACGGUGGCAGCGGCGGCGGCGGCGGCUGCCGCGGCGGUGGCGACGGCCGCGGGGACUCGGAGCUGAGAGGAGCUGCUGCUCGGACCAGCGCGGUUAUAUUUCACACUAUGUGCUGACUGUAUCUACAGAAGAUAUUUAAAAAAAAAAAAAAGAUAAACUUUUUUUCAAAGAUUUUGAUUCCAGUGGAAUCUUUGCUUUAGAUUUGCGUGUGUGUUUGUGUUUGUGAAUUGUAACUCCAGAAGCAAUGCCUGUACAAGCUCCACAAUGGACGGAUUUCCUCUCCUGCCCAAUUUGCACUCAGACUUUCGACGAAACAAUUCGAAAGCCCAUCAGUUUGGGUUGUGGCCAUACUGUCUGCAAGAUGUGCCUGAAUAAACUCCACCGCAAGGCUUGCCCAUUUGACCAGACCACUAUCAAUACAGACAUUGAGCUCCUCCCUGUGAACUCAGCAUUGCUGCAGCUCGUGGGUGCUCAGGUCCCUGAGCAGCAACCUAUUACUUUGUGUAGUGGAGUUGAAGACACAAAGCAUUAUGAGGAAGCUAAGAAAUGUGUAGAAGAAUUAGCAUUGUACUUAAAACCGCUCAGCAGUGCUAGAGGAGUGGGUCUGAACAGCACUACUCAGAGUGUUCUGAGUCGCCCAAUGCAGAGGAAGCUUGUGACUCUAGUCCACUGUCAACUAGUAGAAGAAGAAGGCAGGAUUCGUGCCAUGAGGGCAGCUCGAUCUUUAGGUGAACGAACAGUUACAGAGCUCAUUCUCCAGCACCAGAAUCCUCAGCAACUUUCUUCCAAUCUUUGGGCAGCAGUAAGGGCUAGAGGAUGCCAGUUCCUUGGACCAGCAAUGCAGGAGGAAGCUUUAAAGCUGGUUCUGCUGGCCUUAGAAGAUGGUUCUGCUUUGUCAAGAAAAGUAUUGGUUCUCUUUGUGGUGCAAAGGUUGGAGCCACGGUUUCCUCAAGCCUCUAAAACUAGCAUUGGGCAUGUUGUUCAGCUCCUUUAUAGAGCCUCCUGUUUCAAGGUCACCAAACGUGAUGAAGACUCUUCUUUGAUGCAGCUGAAAGAAGAAUUUAGAACUUAUGAAGCUCUACGGCGAGAACAUGACUCCCAGAUAGUGCAGAUUGCUAUGGAAGCAGGCUUACGAAUUGCACCAGACCAAUGGUCCUCUUUACUUUAUGGAGACCAGUCUCACAAAUCUCAUAUGCAGUCCAUUAUUGACAAGUUGCAGACCCCAGCCUCUUUUGCACAGAGUGUUCAGGAACUAACAAUUGCUCUCCAGCGGACUGGAGACCCAGCAAACUUGAACCGACUAAGACCCCAUUUGGAGCUGUUAGCAAACAUUGACCCUAGUCCAGAUGCUCCUCCUCCUACUUGGGAACAGCUGGAAAAUGGGCUGGUUGCUGUGCGUACAGUGGUACAUGGGCUGGUUGAUUAUAUCCAGAACCACAGCAAAAAAGGAGCAGAUCAGCAGCAGCCUCCACAGCAUAGCAAAUACAAAACAUACAUGUGUCGAGAUAUGAAGCAGAGAGGAGGAUGCCCUCGUGGGGCCAGCUGUACGUUUGCACACUCACAGGAGGAACUGGAAAAAUUUCGUAAAAUGAACAAGCGCCUGGUUCCAAGAAGACCCUUGAGUGCCUCUUUGGGUCAACUUAAUGAGGUGGGCCUGCCUUCAGCAGCUAUCCUUCCAGAUGAAGGUGCAGUGGAUCUCCCUAGCAGAAAACCUCCUGCUCUGCCAAAUGGAAUUGUAUCAACAGGGAAUACAGUAACACAGCUUAUUCCACGAGGGACAGACCCCAGCUAUGAUUCUAGUCUGAAACCAGGAAAAAUAGAUCAUCUGAGCAGUAGUGCUCCUGGAUCCCCUCCUGACCUGCUAGAAUCUGUUCCUAAGAGUAUCUCUGCCUUACCUGUGAAUCCACAUCCUAUACCUCCAAGGGGGCCAACAGAUCUGCCUCCAAUGCCUGUCACCAAACCACUUCAGAUGGUACCUCGAGGUUCUCAGUUAUAUCCAGCACAACAGACAGAUGUUUAUUAUCAGGAUCCGCGAGGAGCGGCUCCACCAUUUGAACCAGCACCUUAUCAGCAGGGUAUGUAUUAUACUCCACCACCACAAUGUGUGUCCCGCUUUGUCCGACCUCCACCAUCCGCUCCUGAACCUGCUCCUCCCUACUUGGAUCAUUAUCCACCCUACCUCCAAGAUCGUGUUGUAAACUCUCAGUAUGGCACACAGCCACAGCAGUACCCACCUAUAUACCCAUCUCACUAUGAUAGCCGUCGAGUGUACCCUGCUCAGUCUUACACAAGAGAAGAGAUAUUCCGAGAAAGCCCUAUACCCAUUGAGAUUCCACCUGCAGCAGUACCAUCGUAUGUACCAGAAUCCAGAGAAAGAUACCAACAGAUCGAGAGUUACUAUCCAGUGGCUCCUCAUCCAACUCAGAUCAGACCUUCGUACCUCAGAGAACCUCCUUAUAGCCGGCUUCCUCCUCCUCCCCAGCCUCAUCCUAGUCUAGAUGAACUACAUCGCCGACGAAAGGAAAUAAUGGCCCAGCUAGAGGAAAGAAAGGUUAUCUCUCCACCUCCUUUUGCACCUUCACCAACCUUGCCUCCUACCUUUCAUCCAGAAGAAUUUUUGGAUGAAGACUUGAAGGUAGCUGGGAAAUACAAAGGAAAUGAUUAUAGCCAAUACUCUCCCUGGUCAUGUGACACCAUCGGCUCCUACAUUGGAACCAAAGAUGCAAAACCCAAAGAUGUUGUGGCAGCAGGGAGUGUGGAAAUGAUGAAUGUGGAGAGUAAAGGGAUGAGGGACCAGCGAUUAGAUCUUCAGAGAAGAGCAGCAGAAACCAGUGAUGAUGACCUCAUCCCAUUUGGAGACCGACCAACAGUGUCUCGGUUUGGUGCCAUCUCACGAACUUCCAAAACUAUAUAUCAGGGUGCUGGUCCAAUGCAGGCUAUGGCACCUCAGGGAGCUCCUACAAAAUCUGUUAACAUUUCAGAUUAUAGUCCAUAUGGAACCCAUGGUGGCUGGGGAGGUUCUCCAUAUUCACCUCAUCAAAACAUACCUUCUCAGGGACACUUCAGUGAGAGGGAGAGAAUAUCUAUGUCAGAAGUGGCCAGUCAUGGAAAACCCCUUCCAUCUGCUGAGAGAGAACAGCUACGACUAGAAUUGCAACAAUUGAACCAUCAGAUUAGCCAGCAGACCCAGCUACGUGGACUAGAGGCUGUUAGUAACAGGCUGGUGUUGCAGAGGGAGGCAAACACCCUGGCAGGCCAGUCACAGCCCUCACCACCGCCACCUCCAAAAUGGCCUGGAAUGAUCUCAAGUGAGCAGUUGAGCUUGGAACUGCACCAGGUGGAAAGGGAAAUCGGGAAGAGAACACGGGAACUGAGUAUGGAAAACCAGUGUUCUCUGGACAUGAAAAGCAAACUGAAUACAAGUAAACAAGCCGAAAAUGGACAACCAGAACCACAAAACAAGGUUCCAGCUGAGGACCUUACAUUGACAUUCAGCAGUGAUGUACCAAAUGGAUCAGCCUUGACACAAGAGAAUAUCAGCCUCCUAUCAAACAAGACCAGCUCUCUGAACCUAUCAGAGGACCCUGAGGGAGGAGGGGAUAACAAUGACUCCCAGAGAUCAGGAGUUACUCCCAGUUCUGCUCCUUAAAAUAUGAGGAGUCCUACUUUUAUCUUCUGCUCCUAAUCAGUUUGUCGGGCAUAGGGGUAGGAGAACGCAUAACUUCUAAACUGUUUCUCUUAAGAGCGGUCAGAGAAAUCCAGGAAAUUCACCAGAGGCAAUGUGCACAAACACCACUACUAAAAACACACCCUGCACAUAGUUCACAUUAAUGCAUUUUUUUAAUUUAAAGAAAAAGAAAAUUAGCAGUAUCUGCAAGCAAUUCAGAUUAAAUUUGUUUUUGUUCUGUGAAUGAACUUUAUUUUAAUAACUUUGGACGCCUUGGAUCCAGGGCUUUAAAAAAAAAAAAAGAUAUUAUAUAUACACUCUGUUUGAUUAAUUGUAUGAUCUUAAUGAAGUAGGUUUUCUUGUAUUUUGGUAUUACAUACCCAGUGUAUAAUUUGUAUAAUUCCUUACCCCCAAUCCUUAUCAAUUCUCACCACCCCGUAAACUUAAAACAGACCAAAAACAUCAGCUUUCAGAGAAUUCUGUGGUGCUUGAGAAACAGACAGUACUAGACUGAGUUAUUAGAAAAUGUGCAGCAAACCAACUUUUCCCAGAGCUGUUAUUUGGAAUUCUUUAUCCCUUUCUAGAUCACUAGCUUCACUAUAAAGGUAUGUUUUUCUUGACAUUGAAAUUUUUUGUUUGUUUGGGAGGGUUUUAUUUCUUGUUUUUAUUUUCAACUUUUCAAAGAGAAUUACCAACUUUUGAAGUCCUCAUUUUCAUAUUAAGGAUCAUUUACAUUUUCUGAAUAUAAUGAGAAAGCUCAGUCAGUAUUUAAUUAGAUUUAAAUGUUGAUUAAGAAUUAACUAUAACUUGUUAGCACUGAAAAUACAUGUUUGGUGAUUCACCUGCAUUCAACUCAUGGUUGGAAAUUUGAAGCAGUGCUUUUCAAAUUAAACUUUUGCUAAAAUCAUAGGAUGCUCAAAAACCAGGACAAUCAACCACAUUUUAAAACUGCAACAUUUGAUUUGAACUUAAAAUGAAUAGAACCACAUUAUUUCAAUGGGUGUUUUUGUUUUACGUGUAAACUGAUUGAGUCUUAAGGGUAGUUUAUGAAUUGAUCACUUGUUACUCAGAAUCAUUAGUAUAAGUAGGUAGGAAAUAGUUUGAAGUCAUUUUUCAUAGACUUAGCUGUCCAAUGUUGAAAAUGUUUCUUCAUGAAAAUGUUGAAAAGAGUAAGGAAUUUUUUUUUACUAUUAUUCUGCUGCACAUAUUCUGAUGCCAUGUGUCUGUGCUUAACUAAGACCCUGUAAAACAUGUUUAGUGGGGACUGUUUGAUACAGUCGCCCUCUCCAUUCAUCUAUUUGCCUGAUUUUUUCAGUUUCCCUUUCUGGAUUUUACUACUAAAUUAGAAAGCACUGGUUAUGUAAUAAGUUACUACAUUGCUUUGGUUGGGUAAAAACGAGAGUUUA